AUGGGGGUCCGACAUUUCCUUACUACUACUACUACUACUACUACUACUACUACUACUACUACUACUACUACUACUACUACUACUACUACUACUACUACUACUACUACUACUUACUACUAUACUACUACUACUACUACUACUACUACUACUACUACUACUACUACUACUACUACUACUACUACUACUACUACUACUACUCAAACUCUACUCCAUAUCUGUGUAGACUUCUAG
This is a messenger RNA of Heterobilharzia americana, 231 nucleotides long. Lineage: Eukaryota; Metazoa; Platyhelminthes; Trematoda; Strigeidida; Schistosomatidae. The record is from the annotation of a GenBank genome assembly.